CAUAUAAUAUAGUGGUAUGACCAACGCAUGACCCGCUUUCAGCUACUUUGGCCGGUGCGACCGGCAUGCGGCCAAGGUGUGAAAAUUAUGUCCAUGGCAAUCAAAAUAUAACAAAAGACGACUCGUAAUUUAGUAGUCUUCAUUCGCGAAGAAUCUCCUAGCGCCUAGACAACUACUUUCCUGAGUUUUUCCGUGUUCUUGAGGAGGAAUCCCGCAUGGCUGACAUGGAAGCGCUUGUAGAAGAGGAGGGGGGGCUGGAUGAGAAGUGUGGCGUGUUCGCCUGUGUGGCUGCCGGAGACUGGCCCACACAGCUAGACGUGGGGCAUGUUAUAUGCCUGGGACUUGUAGGCUUACAACAUAGGGGACAGGAAAGUGCUGGGAUCGUCACGAGUAGAGGCAAGGGUGAUGACAUCUUGGCGAGACAUAAGGGCAUGGGAAUGGUCAGCAACAUCUUCACAGACGAAACUCUUGGGAAAAUGAAAGGAAACCUGGGCAUCGGACACACACGCUACUCCACGGCAGGGUUCUCGGAGUUAGUGAACUGUCAGCCAUUUGUGGUGGACACCAUACACGGGAAGAUAGCCGUGGCACAUAACGGGGAACUGGUCAAUGCUGGGCCCUUGAGACAAAAGGUGAUGAAGCGUGGCAUCGGCCUUUCCACAGGAUCGGACAGUGAGGUCAUCACGCAGCUCCUCUGUUCCAUCCCAUCAGACGGGGAGCCUGACGGCCCUGAUUGGCAGGCCCGCAUCCGUAACGUCAUGAACGAAACACCAAUGUCGUACUCGCUGGUCAUCAUGACGGGGGAGUGUUUGUACGCUGUUAGAGAUCCGUACGGAAACAGACCUUUGUGUAUAGGCAGGUUGAUGUCAGGGGUCAGCUAUAAUAAUCCAGUUAAAAAUGGCUAUGACAGCGUAUCAGAAGACGUAGAAGGCUGGGUAGUGUCAUCAGAGUCCUGCUCCUUCCAGUCUCUCGGAGCGGUGUAUCACCGAGAAGUCGAACCCGGAGAGAUCGUCAGAGUCACCAGGGACGGCGUGGAAUCCGUCUGUGUUGUACCACGACCCAACCAGGAUCCUCCUGCAUUUUGUAUCUUUGAGUAUGUGUACUUCGCAAGAGCUGACUCUGUCAUGGAAGGUCAGAUGGUGUACUCAGUUCGGAUGCGCUGUGGCCGACAGCUUGCCAGAGAAGCCCCCGUUGAAGCAGACCUGGUCAGCACAGUGCCAGAGUCUGCCACGCCUGCUGCUAUGGGUUAUGCUCAACAGUCUGGGAUCCCGUAUGUAGAAGUCCUCAACAAGAACCGCUAUGUUGGGAGGACUUUCAUCCAGCCUAACAACAGGUUAAGGCAGCUGGGCGUGGCCAAGAAGUUUGGUGCUUUAGCGGAAAACUUCAAGGGGAAGAGAAUUGUUCUGAUUGAUGACUCUAUCGUCAGGGGCAACACCAUCGGACCAAUAGUGAGGCUUCUUUUCAACGCUGGAGCCAAGGAGGUGCAUAUACGUGUGGCCUCUCCACCAGUCAAGAACCCCUGCUACAUGGGGAUAAACAUCCCCACCAAAGAGGAGCUCAUUGCUAACAGGCUGGAAGCCGCCAAACUUGCCGAAUGCCUGGGUGCAACAAGCGUAGUGUACUUAACUGUAGAGGGCCUCACGUCAGCUGUAAGGGAAGGCAUUCAGCAUAGUAAGGACAAUGGAGUGGGACACUGUACUGCCUGUCUGACUGGGAAGUACCCAGUAGAGCUGGAGUGGUAGUGUGUCUACUACGGGUGGGUACUGUGUACCGGUACAAAACCAUUCUUUCUUGUUGGACCGAUCCAGAAAAACUGAACCUGAAAAAAUCAGUCGACCGGAUCUUGGACCGAUUUCAAAAUGAACCAAUUAUAUCGGCAGGCGUUCACAUGUUUUGGGGCUUACAGGUCCAAGAAAAGAACAAGACCGAAGUAGAGGAAAGUUGAUAGUCAUUAUCAACAGGCAGUUGGUGCUGUUUACAGGACUCUGAUAGGAUUUAAAACGCCAGUGGAUGUUGGAUACUCCACCAAACAGAAUCAUUUAUAGCAAAAUGGACCAUUGUUUUGAGUAUCGCCCAUUCAUAAGUUUCACAGAUAAUCAGGUUCAGCUCCGGAGCCUAUGGACCUGAACCAUACCUGUACCUGAUUUUUCUGUACCGGUACCCACCCCUAGUGUCUACUGUAUGUAGCAGGGACAAUGUGGCCUUCUUAGCUUUGUACAAUGCCUCCAUUGGAACUACAGUAUAACAUUGCAUCAUGGCAUUCUUACUGCGACAGUAUUUAAAGAAGUCAUCAUACAUGUGCCAUGUGUGAGAUUGGUAAGUUAGCUUGGAAAAUGAUGUUGUUGAGUCACAAUCUAAAUAUGACACUGGGGUUAAUGAUUUGAUAGCUUCCUUGCUCUUUUCUCUUGGGCAAAGAGGAAUAGUGUCCAUUCAGGCCUUGAGGGAGGUAACUGAAAAGUUGCAGUUUGGUAAAUGCUACUUAGGUUGUUAUUCAAGACUCAUUUUCUCAGAACACAAUAUGUCAUUUCAGGAAGCCAUUUAAGUCUUUCAUUAUGUACCUUACAUGAAACAACGCUGCAGUAUAAGUGUUGCAUUAUCAAGUGGAGCUGAAAUGAGAUUCUAGAGAACUGAUGCCAAAAGUAUAUAUCAGGUUACUUGAUUUGUCUUGUCAGCUAAAGCCACACUGACUUAAUUUUUUGAAUGACAUCUUCUGGAGACCCCAAACCUAAUAUGCGAAGGCAAAAAAA
This is a messenger RNA of Branchiostoma floridae (Florida lancelet), 2747 nucleotides long. Its product is annotated as amidophosphoribosyltransferase-like. Gene Ontology annotation, biological process: purine nucleotide biosynthetic process; purine nucleobase biosynthetic process. Gene Ontology annotation, molecular function: amidophosphoribosyltransferase activity. The transcript is spliced from 7 exons. The record is from RefSeq and is a predicted model, not a curated record. The coding region runs from base 216 to 1742 and encodes 508 amino acids. Lineage: Eukaryota; Metazoa; Chordata; Leptocardii; Amphioxiformes; Branchiostomatidae.